Lathyrus oleraceus (garden pea) is the source of this 585-nucleotide messenger RNA. RefSeq lists its product as uncharacterized. The coding region runs from base 1 to 585 and encodes 194 amino acids. NCBI's taxonomy places the organism in Eukaryota, Viridiplantae, Streptophyta, Magnoliopsida, Fabales, Fabaceae. The record is from RefSeq and is a predicted model, not a curated record. The transcript has a single exon.
AUGUAUCUCCCCGUGCUCGAAGGAUCUAUGGGAUGUGCCCUCAGCCAACAUGGCGAGACUGGUAGAAAAGAGCAUGCAAUAUACUACUUGAUCAAGAAGUUCACUAAUUACGAGAGCAGGUAUUCGAUGCUUGAAAAGACUUGUUGCGCACUAGCAUGGGCUGCCAAACGUUUAAGGCAAUACAUGCUCACUCAUACAACAUUGUUGAUCUCUAAGAUGGAUCUUGUCAAGUACAUCUUUGAGAAGCCGGCUCUAACCGGUAAAGUAGCCCGAUGGCAAAUGGCUUUAACCGAGUACGAUAUCAAACAUGUCACUCAAAAGGCCAUCAAAGGGAGUGUAUUGUCCUAUUAUCUUGCACAACAGCCAUUGGAGGACUACCAGUCUAUACGUUUUGAAUUCCACGACGAGGAUAUCAUGUUGAUUAGGGAUUGCAACAUCCCCGGUCCCGAGGAAGGACCCGAGCCUAGAUCUCGAUGGACCUUGGUUUUUGAUGAAGCUUCUAAUGCUCGUGGCAAUGGCGUGGGGGUAGUAAUCACUUCCCCGACUGAUUUCCACCUCCCCUUCACCGCCAGAUUAUGUUUCUAG